GAGACUCAUUUUUCCCGACUUUAUGCAGGGGGCCGAGCGCUUUAUCUUCACUCCGCUUUUUCAACACUAAAACAAGACCCUGUUAAACAUGAUCAGACGUGGAUGAAACGCGACAGGGAAUCCGACAGCUCAACAUCUUAUCCGACUUAAAGUAUUGUUAGUUUGUUUAUUUAUUUAUUUCUAUUUUUUGUUUCCAACUUUUUUUUUUUUUUUUUCUUUCAAUGAUCUUAACUUCAACUCUAUCGGAGCUUUCAACCGGCUCCAGCUGAGACGGAUCAGAAAUCACAACCCGGCUGUAGGAAGCUGGUGAGAGUGCCUUCCUGUUAUAGAGUGGCUGGGUGUUCAGGAGCUUGCGGAUCGCCUCUGCAUUUUGGAGCACCUUGAAGAACUUGUGGUGAUCGGCGAGCCGUGCCAGAAUCGGCGCCAUGACCGGUCAGUAGGGAACCACAGACGCCAGCUUCAGCAGCCACACAGGUAGGUGACUUGACCCCAUGUAGGAGCAGGAGGGCUAUAAACGGAGGACGUGCGAUGGGUGAACAGGACAGGACACGUCGAGGUUUAAAUGUUAAUCCAUGCACAAUGCAUGUAUUUGUUUGUAACAUCUUUUAAAAGCUGCCGAUACUAAUUUCAUCAUUAAUGUUUAAGUAGAUAAUGACUAUUAUAUAAGAUCCAUAAAUUCCGUAAAUGCUUUUACUUGUACUUUAUCACUGUGAUUAGAUGGGUGCAACAUUGUAAAUGCUGUUUAUCGUUACUACCAAAAAAAGAUUUUUAAAUUUUGUCCGAGUGUAUUUGUUGUUUUUUAACACUUUGAUAUGUUCAUCAAAAUAGCCAACAAUGCUCCUGUCAUUUUUCAUUUUCUAUCAUCAUCAUCAUCAUCAUCAUCAUCAUCAUCAUUGCCAUCUCUGUAAUAAUUAUGAGGAGGGAGAGGCAGUGUGGGAACAGGAGGGGGGAAUGAAAACUUAUGAGAACAGCAACAGGAAAUGGAAGUUACAGUAUGUUAUUUUGGGAUGUUUCGGAAAAAAGCUUCAUCCUCCUUGAGAAUGCGGAGAAUAUCAGAAAGGGGUGUAGACCGCGGACGGAGCUCCUCCUUCCAUGAGGUGGGUGGCUUGCGAGAGCUGGAAAUGAGGGGGGCAGCCUCCGUUUCCGAAGAAACCUCGAACGCUGGUGCAAGUGGCGGAGGCCACACCGUCCUACAGCGACUCCUGCAGGAGCAGAUGCGCUAUGGCGAAGGCAGAAACUACCUCGCCUUGCAGCAGCAGCAACAACAGCAGCAGCUGCAGCAGCAACAACAGUCACAGCCGCAGCAGCAACAGCAGCAGCUUUUGGGCCCAGGAGACGAACACUCCAUGGUCCCUCACAUUGCUCGACAGGAGCCACAGGGCCAAGAACUGCAGGCAGACAGUGGCAUGGAGAAGCAGCUGAACGCAAGAGGCAGUGGAGGUGCUGGAUCCCAAGGCCAGAACCCUGAGGACCUGCCUUCAUAUGAGGAAGCCAAGGUGCAGUCACAGUAUUUCCGUGGCCACCAGCCACAGCCACAGCUUGGCCCAACGGUGGGCGCUGCCUUCUAUGUUACCGGCGUCACCAACACAAAGGUACGUCCUCCGGAGGGCCGCCCCGCAGUACAGCGGCUUGGCGCAGCCAAAGUGCACCAGGAUGAUGGCCUAAAGGACCUCAAGCAGGGUCAUGUGCGCUCGCUCAGUGAGAGGCUUAUGCAGCUUUCUCUGGCCACCAGCGGAGUCAAAGCCCAUGCACCCGUCACCAGCGCGCCACUCUCACCCCAGCUGCCUCAACCACCAGGACCGUCGGGGGACUACUACAAACCGGCAGGACCCCACCGUGGCCCGCCCCCAGACUAUCCCUAUAAAGGUCUACCCUCACCACCCAAACAACAGCAGCAGCACCACCAUCCACAGCACCAAGAUCCAGGACAUUACUAUUCAGACCACCGCGGCUCAGCUCAGCAGUCCAGAGCCGAUGUCCCUCAUGUGCGCUACCAACCACCACCAGAGUAUGGCUCUUUCCGCUCCAAUAAAGAGAGCUCAGUUCACUCCCAGAGGCCCAUCCAUCAACAUAGUCCCACAUCCUCGGUCACCUCUAUGGGUUCGCUGUCCCGUGCUCAGUCCUCCACCCUCAGCAGCAUCACGGCUUCUUCUCAUUCUUCUCCACCAAUGGCUCACCAGGUAGAACCACUCUACACAUUGGGGCCACGGAGUCCACAGGGUCUUGGCCCCCAUCAGGGCGAACCUUACGGCUUGGGCCCAUCUCACUCCGCGGCUCAUCAACGGCCCCAUGGCUUCCCUCAUGACCCCUAUGGCUCGGCACCCAGGGGCCUUCACCUGCACCAGCACCAGUUCCAUCCACAGGGGCAGCAGCAGCCUGUUCCAGCACAGCACUACCAACACCCUCACUCAUUUCAGGGUGACUCCUAUGCCAUGUUGGCACGUGCCCAGCAGAUGGUGGACAUGCUCACUGAAGAGAACAGGCAACUCAAGCAGGAGAUGGAGGUGUGUGUGGAGAAGGUGUCCAAGCUGCAGAAGCUAGAGACCGAGAUCCAACUGGUGUCCGAAGCCUAUGAGAACCUGGCAAAGUCCUCGUCCAAGAGGGAAGCCCUGGAGAAGACCAUGAGGAACAAGCUGGAGCUGGAAGUGCGCAGGCUGCAUGACUUCAACAGGGAUCUUAGAGAACGCAUGGAAACAGCCAACAAGCAGCUAGCAGCCAAAGAAUGUGAGGGCACGGAGGACAACCGCAAAACCAUCUCUCAGCUUCUGGCUCAGAACAAAGAGAGCCAGCGGGAAAAGGAGAAACUUGAGAUAGAGCUUAACGCACUACGCUCCACCAACGAAGACCAGCGCAGGCACAUCGAGAUCCGUGACCAGGCCCUGAACAACGCUCAGGCUAAAGUAGUCAAACUGGAGGAGGAGCUUAAGAAGAAGCAGGUCUAUGUAGAGAAGGUGGAGCGGAUGCAGCAGGCUCUGGCUCAGCUGCAGGCUGCCUGUGAGAAGAGAGAGCAGUUGGAGCACAGAUUACGCACACGGCUGGAGAGAGAGCUGGAGUCACUCAGGAUGCAACAGAGAUCAGGAGGCUCACAGAACCCCACAGGUCCUGAGUACAGCACGACGGCCCUGAUGGAGCACCUACGCGAGAAAGAGGAGAGGAUUUUGGCUUUGGAGGCCGACAUGACCAAAUGGGAGCAGAAGUACUUGGAGGAGAGCGUCAUGAGACAGUUCGCCUUGGACGCAGCGGCUUCUGUUGCCACGCAAAGAGACACGUCGUCAGCUAUGAUCAGCCACUCGCCCAGCAGCAGCUAUGACACCUCGGUGGAGGCACGUAUACAGAAGGAAGAGGAGGAGAUUCUCAUGGCUAACCGUCGCUGCCUGGACAUGGAGAGCCGUAUCAAGAACCUCCAUGCGCAGAUCAUCGAGAAGGACGCCAUGAUUAAGGUGCUGCACCAACGUUCACGCAAGGAGCCGAGCAGCAAACCCGACGGCCCGUCUGCCAUGCGUCCCUCCAAGUCCCUCAUGUCCAUAGCUACGGGUUCGAGUGGAUUGGGCAGCUCGGGUCUGCUGUCUCACUCGCUGGGGCUCAGCGGCAGCAGCCCGAUUACGGAGGAACGCAAGGAGGACCGCAGCUGGAAGGGCAGCCUGGGUGUGUUACUGGGGCCAGAGUUCAGAGGGGACUCUUUGAGGACCGAGUCCAUUUCGUCGUCUCCGUCUCCGGUGCUGCCGUCCACUCCGAUGCCGGUCGCUACCCACUCAAAAACAGGCAGCCGUGACAGCUGUACACAGACAGACAAAAGUCAGGAGUCGAGCAAACCCAGCACCCCGGCGCUGCAGAGCGUCACAGCCAGCAACCGCAUCAGCAGCCCCAGUCCUGUCUACAUCCCUGACCGGAUCGCAGAUGUUCCAGUGUUCCACAGCAAUACUCUGGAGAGGAGAGCACCGGCGCAGUCUCAUCACCAACAGCCGCAGCAACAACCACAAAAACAGGACGACGUAGAUAACGAGAUGGUGGAAAUACUCAUCUGAACCGUGUGACACGCUCGCAUACAAACACACACGACAGGUGAAGGAUUCCUUAUAGGACGCCAUGCGCUUGUGUUAUACUCACGGUGUAUUGAAAUGCACUACAUUUUUUAUGCCUCGUAUAGAACAAUACACCGCGUCGGCUACGAUUAACGUUUUUGUACAGUAUUCUGUGGUGGCGAUUUCAGUUUAGGACCAAACGUAUUGGCAACGUUUUUUUUUUUCCUUAGCAUUUAUUGCACUACUUUUUUCUUUCUUUAAGCUUUCGAUAUUAUUUGAACUAGAUAGUGCACAUAUACCAAUGUUAUCAGUUUUUGGCACUUGACUUAUAAGACGGUAUGCUUACUAGCGAAAAGGUUGUUCCAUGUAAAUACUGUAUCUAAAUACUGUAAGACCACAUGUAAGAUAGGAGGAGUGAAUGUGUACGGCCCUGUGAACUUUAAAGGCACUGCCAGAGUGUUGAAGAGUACUGACCUCGCAGAAUUGUGCGGUCUGUGGUUUUGCGGAGUAUGCAAAAAAAAAAAAAAAAAAAAACCCAACUGGUUUUGGGUUUGUGUAAGCAUGAGAUAUGAGUGAAUCUUUUUUUAUUUUAUUAAUUUUGUUCAAUGGGUGAGGUGAGGGGGGGAGGGGUUGGAUCAGCAAGCGUCCUUCUUUCCUUUUCAGCCGCGGCAUCGUCGACGUGCCUUAAAGCACCGCCGCCUUGUGAGGUGGUGAACGGGAGCGGUCAUUUCAUUCAUAGUUCACGGUCACGGUCAUGCCGAGUCUCUAUCCAUUUCAGCCCGUUUUAUUAAUUUACAUGAUGGUUACUAUGGUUACAUUUUCUGUUUUAUAUAGUAUGACGUGUUGCGUAUGAGAAAUUCCAGGGAAUCCGUAACAUACGUUGCGCUCUUGACCAAAGGACGGAAAGAAAUCGCACCUUGUAAACGUGUCAAAGUAACGAGGUAACGAAUCAUGUUCUGCUGAUCGAAUCGGUUAUGAAUCGGUCAGUCUGCGAAAUUAAGCAACGUCGCGUAUUCUCUCAAUAUUCACUUUUCUUUGCUCAGUGGGUUCUUGGCAUUGGCUUAAAAUCUCACAAUCACACGAUCAUCUAAACACCAAUUACCCCCCCCCCCCCCACCCCCCCAUUCCAGGAAUGUUGGAAUUUGGUCAAGUCGUACGUUUGUCUCUAGGCGCUGAAAACAUACCGCGAGUGUAUUAUUGUAUUGGUAAUUAUUGUAUUAAAUUAAAUGUUAAAAUGACUCGAUGAAAAAGAAAUACUUCUAUAGUACUGAGUAUAUAUAUUUUUUUUGUUGGACAAAUCUGGGCUGUGCCUUAAAUUUUAAUGAGCAUAACACUAGGAAACAUUAAAAAACGGCAAGUCGUAAAAUCCAGCAAAACUCUGCGGUAUUCAGAAGAGCUCGCGAUUGUUCAAAACGACCCCAGCACGUGGCGUGACAUCACGACGCUCGCACAAAGCUUACAUUUACAUUUACAGCAUUUGGCAGAGCUCUCUUCGACUUGCCUGCGUCGAACGGGAGUACAGCCAUUUAGAAACUCGUAUAACUACAGUACAUACAGUACGUGUCUUCACUGGUAGCAGUUAAAAAAAAAAGAAUCAUUUGCUUGUGAUUUUACUAAUUCAAGUAGUUUUCUGUAUAAAAUAAAAUGCAAAAAGACUCAAACUCCAAAUCUACAGCAAAAUCAAACAUUUUUCGCUGCAACAAUCACAAAUCCUGGAGGGACUGAAGAUACCGUGCAAAAGUGUGUCAUUAACAGAGGUGCCAACGUCGCGAACUACAAAAUCCUAGCAGGCAAUGAGAAGGGGGGGGCACAGUUACAUUUAACUGUGCUGAGCCUGUAUUGCUGUAGCAAAGUGUAAAAAAAAAAAAAAAAAAAAGGGUAGUAAAUGUUGGCACCUCUGCGUAAACAUCCGUUCAAACUGGAAUUCAAAUUAAAGUCAUUCAAAACGCAACAAUACAAAUUCUACGUAAUGUUCUCUCGCAUUUUGGUUCAUGACCAAAGUGCAUUUUUUACAAUAUUACCUUUAAAGAGCAAGCGGAUUUGUGUGUGUGUGUGUGUGUGUGUGUGUGUGUGUGGAUAGAGUUCUUCAGCAUGAAACAUCAGAGAAAUACCUGUUCUGUAUUAUUUAAAUCUGGUACUUGACAUUUCCUGCACAGAUUUUUAACCGUACGUUUACUCGAUCGUUUGAGCCACGUGUUCGACGUACACGUUCUCU
Messenger RNA from Tachysurus vachellii, 6237 nucleotides. It is a transcript of the gene amot, whose product is annotated as angiomotin. NCBI's taxonomy places the organism in Eukaryota, Metazoa, Chordata, Actinopteri, Siluriformes, Bagridae. Gene Ontology annotation, molecular function: signaling receptor activity. The transcript is spliced from 13 exons. The record is from RefSeq and is a predicted model, not a curated record. Gene Ontology annotation, biological process: establishment of cell polarity involved in ameboidal cell migration; angiogenesis; actin cytoskeleton organization. The coding region runs from base 981 to 4025 and encodes 1014 amino acids. Gene Ontology annotation, cellular component: plasma membrane; cytoplasmic vesicle; bicellular tight junction.